Sabethes cyaneus is the source of this 1660-nucleotide messenger RNA. RefSeq names its product vacuolar protein-sorting-associated protein 36 (gene Vps36). Gene Ontology annotation, biological process: protein transport to vacuole involved in ubiquitin-dependent protein catabolic process via the multivesicular body sorting pathway. Bases 75 to 1238 code for a protein of 387 amino acids. The transcript is spliced from 3 exons. The record is from RefSeq and is a predicted model, not a curated record. Lineage: Eukaryota; Metazoa; Arthropoda; Insecta; Diptera; Culicidae. Gene Ontology annotation, molecular function: phosphatidylinositol-3-phosphate binding; ubiquitin binding. Gene Ontology annotation, cellular component: ESCRT II complex; late endosome membrane.
AGUUAAUAACAAAAUUUUCAUUGCAGUUUUUAGGUAAUCAAUCCUAUGAUACUUAUCAAUAAAUAAAGUCCAAAAUGAACCGCUUCGAGCAUUGCCAAGCACGCCUCGCCGAAAAUGAGUCAUUUGUUGCCAAAGAUCGCAAUAUAAAGCUAUACGACGGCGAUGCAAAGACAAAUUUCGAAGAUGGUGAAAUAGUGCUCACUAGCCACCGAUUGCUGUGGGGUCGCAACGGCGAAAUUGCUCGUGGGGGUAGCGCACUGUCACUGCGUUUGAAAUAUGUACAAUCACUGGACGAGGAAGAAGCUAGUUCGAUGCUGUUCAGUCGUAAGAAACGGAUUAUUCUUCGUUUGGCGGCGGUUUUGCCGGACAAGACCCCGGGACCAAUGGACAAUAGUGUAGCCUCUUUUAUCAAAAUAUCUGGUAAAAAUGGCGUGGAAUCUGGCUUCGUGCAAGCACUUCAAGAGACUGUUGCCGCCAAAAUCUGGCUAAUAGAAGAAAGGGAAAACGCUGGAAGUACUUCUGUCCAGCAACCGUCACAACGUACAUUGCGGACGGGAAUAGUGGGCAUUGAAAGAAAGUUGAUAGAAAAACAAAAGCAGACCGACGAAAAUAUUACCAUGGCAUUUAAGGACCUAGGAAAGCUGAUGGAAAUGGCUAAGGAUAUGGUGACUAUUUCUAAAAUAGUAAGUACCAAAAUCAGAGAGCGGCAAGGUGACAUAUCCGAGGAUGAAACUGUUCGAUUCAAGUCUUACCUAAUGAGCCUUGGUAUAGAUGAUCCAGUGACGAGAGAUGGGACGCGCAGCAAUACAGAAUAUUUUAUGAAAUUAUCUCAGCAAUUGUGCGAAAUGUUACUUGAUCCGAUUACGGAAGCAGGUGGCAUGAUGUCUCUAGCAGAUGUUUAUUGCAGAGUGAAUCGCGCUCGUGGGUUGGAACUGUUAUCACCCGAAGAUUUGCUGGAAGCGUGCAAAUUACUUGUAGGACCUAUCAAGCUAAGACAAUUUCCGAGUGGUGCAAUGGUUCUUCAAUUGGAAAAUCAUGAUGAUGAGCUAGUGUCCCGAGAAACGUCUGAGAUUGUAAAAAAAUACAACUCGAUAAGUGCAGACGAGUUGGCUCGGGUUGUAGGGAUUUCUCUUUUGCUGGCUAACGAGCGGCUACUAGUCGCUGAGGGGUUGGGCAAUAUUUGCCGGGACGAAUCCAUAGAGGGUCUUCGGUUUUAUCCUAAUUUAUUCCUUCAAUAAUACCAUUUGACUAAAUCGUAUGUGUAGUCUUUCUUGUCGGCAUAAUCAGCAUCGAAAUUCAAAAUCCGCAGAUCAUGAUCUGUUACCAGAAACAGUUGACUAGUGUCUGCAGCUAAACUGUACACGGGUGAGUAGUGUGACAGCAUUUUAGACGAGAAAUACAUCUGAAUACAGCGUUUUGGCAUGCGUAGAUCAAGCAAAUUGACUCUGAAGUUGUACUUCAUGCCACACAGCACUGCAUAGGCUCCAUCAUAAUCCAGACAGUAAACAGAAGCAUCGUAUGGAUCAGUCCAUACGGCCUCAUCCCGACUGGUUCGAAUGUCCACAACGCGGAAUGUAGUGUCAAAGUUUCCCGUUAACACCGUAGUCGGAUCUUUCCAUAACACAUGAUAAACGGCCCGAGUUGGUGAAUUUAGCGUUGU